UCUCCGCGGUUUCUCCGGUUAUCGAAUCUGUCUGAAUCCGCCCCGGAACUUGUUAUGAACUCAAGUUCAUCAAAUCAUCAAAUGAUUUAGCAAGAAAAAUGUCAAUUAAUCUGGCAAAAAACAAAGAUGCCUUGGUGGCUGCUUGGCACAGCGUGGUCGACGAUAAAUUAACUACUAACUGGGCUGUAUUUGGCUAUGAAGGACAGACUAAUAAUUUAAAAGUAGUUGGAACGGGAAAUGGCGGGUUGGAAGAAAUGAUUGAUCGAUUAAGCAGUAGUCACAUCAUGUAUGCAUUUUGCAAAGUUACUGAUACUAAAACAAGUCUACCAAAGUGUUUGCUUAUUAAUUGGCAAGGAGAAGGUGCUCCAAUUGUUAGAAAGGGAACAUGUGCUAAUCAUAUUAGAGAUAUAGAAAAAUUAUUAAAAGGAGCACAUAUAACAAUUACUGCGCGUUCUGAAGACGAUGUAGAAGUAGACGUGAUUAUGGAAAAGCUUGCGAGAGCAACAGCUUCCGCGUAUAAGUUUAAUGAACCUCGCAGUGAGAAUGACGGUCACGCAGGUCCUGUUGGAACAACGUAUCGCAGAGUAAUACCUGCGCAAGAGAUAAAUGCAACUGAAAGAGAUCAGUUUUGGGAAAAGGAAGAAAUGGAGGAGAAAAAAAGAUUGGAGCAAGAGCGGAUGCGUUGUGAACAAGAGCGGCAGAAGUUAGAACGAGAAAUGAGAGCUCGGGAAGAAAAGGAAACGCAACUGAGAGAACAACAAGUAACUGCCAAGGAAAAUUCAAUCGCUCGUCAAAAACUAGCCGAGCAGCGUGCUGAGGAGGCAAACAACUUACGUAAUCAAGUAGCUGCUAAAAAUUAUGGUAAUGAUACUGAAGAUGAUCAUAAAUCGCGAAGCGAUGAGUUACGGAGACAGAGGAGCAAAGAAACACAGCAAUUGAUUGCUCAAAGAACAAUAAACGCUCGAGCGAUAUUCGAACAAAAUUCAGCGGCCGGUCAAAUGAAAACGAGUUCGGCUCAACAAUUUUUAUCUAAGAAUAAUCAUGUAGAGUCAAUGAAAAAAGCGUUGGAGGAAGUUCAAAUAAAAGAUCAGCCCGAUGUGAAAUCCCGUGAGGAAAUACCAGCUGAAGCGAAAAAAUCUACAAGCGCGGAAACUACAGUGACAGUUUCUUCAUCCGCUAUGCCUCAAUCUCAAAAUACCAAUCAAGAAUUGAAAACUACCGCCACUCCGCAAUCCGAACAAACGACAGAGACUAAGGAGCAAGUUACCGAAAAUGAAUUAUACAAUCAAUUAGAUGGCCCGUACUUAUAUUUUGAUCCAAAUAAUGAGGGGAUGAAGGCUAGAGCUUUAUAUGACUAUCAAGCAGCUGAUGAUACAGAAAUCACAUUUGAUCCUGGAGAUAUAAUCACGCAUAUAGAUGCAAUUGAUGAAGGCUGGUGGCAAGGACUUGGACCUGACGGUACAUAUGGACUUUUCCCUGCUAAUUACGUUGAAGUUAUUGAGUACAAUACAUGAUAAGAUAUGUUUCCAGAGAAAUUUAUCAAAAUCAUUUUUCAUUUUCUUCAUAAUUAUCUACAUAAAAUUACUUGCAUGUAAAACAUCAAUAUCAACGUAACCUUAUCGUUAAUAAAUGCUAUUACGUUUCUAGGUAUAAGUAAAGUUAAACCACGUGAUAAAAUAAUUCUGAAUUUAAAAAAGUUUUAUAAUGGAAACAUGUUUAGCAUGUAACAACCACAGACAUAAUAAGUAGGACCCAAAAGUUCGUGCGAGAUUCCAUAUCGCGCGCUGGGCAUCAGUGCAUGCGAAUUGCGUGUUUAUGUUUAGCAGCCGAUCGUUUACAGCUUCAUGUUCACGAUGUUAGAGAUAGGUCCGAAAUCUCGGGCAGAAAGAAUUCAUCAAUCGCAUUAGAACAAUUUAAUCAAUUGAUUAAUGGAUACACAACUCGCGUGCAGGAUAAUAUGCGAUUUUGCACGAAUUUCUGGGCCCUAUUAAUACGUAUCCAUAAGUACCGACUACGUUCAUAGACAACUGAAUACAUGUCUUCGUAACAUUUUGCACCUUCCACGCCAUUGUUUAAUUUUCAAGCAUUUACACAAAAAAUGAGUUAAUAUAACAAUUCAAUUAGUAAACUCUCAGAAAGAGAUGAAAUGCUUAACCGGUAAAGUGUAUGUCUUCCCAGCAGGUUUUAUCUAAUCCAAAUUAAUUAAUCAAUUAAUUAUAUAAAUAUAUAUCUUUUUAUAACUCUGUAUCAGAUAUAACAAUAACUAAAAUGCAUCUCAAUAUGUAUAAACGAAAUUGCAUUACUGCAUAUCUGUAACAGUUACUUAUUUAAACAUAUAUAUCAUUUUUAGAAUAAAUACUUUGUUAUAGUUUAAUAACAAAAAAUUUAAUAUUGAAUAAUCCGCUUAAAUGCAAGUUAUUUUUUCAUUUUUAAUAUUACUUUUUAAAUGUUAAUGUUAUAUAUAUAUGUUAUCCAAAAGCAUGGAAAUGCUUUUAGUUAUCGUUGAGACAUUAUAAGAGCGGCAGUUGACACGUAUAUUAGGUAUGAUAAAUUAUUUUAUUGUAUGAUAGGAAUUUUUAUAGAUAAUAAUGAGAUAAAGUAGCAUCACAAUAUUCAUGUUACAAAAAUAAAACAAAGAAAAUCA
Messenger RNA from Solenopsis invicta (red fire ant), 2644 nucleotides. RefSeq names its product drebrin-like protein (gene Abp1). Gene Ontology annotation, molecular function: actin filament binding. Gene Ontology annotation, biological process: regulation of actin filament polymerization; postsynaptic actin cytoskeleton organization; neuron projection morphogenesis. Lineage: Eukaryota; Metazoa; Arthropoda; Insecta; Hymenoptera; Formicidae. Gene Ontology annotation, cellular component: postsynaptic membrane; actin filament; dendrite. The transcript is spliced from 5 exons. The record is from RefSeq and is a predicted model, not a curated record. The coding region runs from base 99 to 1514 and encodes 471 amino acids.